This is a messenger RNA of Brienomyrus brachyistius, 3525 nucleotides long. It is a transcript of the gene cherp, whose product is annotated as calcium homeostasis endoplasmic reticulum protein. Lineage: Eukaryota; Metazoa; Chordata; Actinopteri; Osteoglossiformes; Mormyridae. The record is from RefSeq and is a predicted model, not a curated record. Gene Ontology annotation, cellular component: perinuclear region of cytoplasm. Gene Ontology annotation, molecular function: RNA binding. Gene Ontology annotation, biological process: intracellular calcium ion homeostasis; RNA processing. Bases 172 to 2940 code for a protein of 922 amino acids. The transcript has 17 exons.
UCUUAGCAUUCGGCUAACACAUAGCAUGUGUAGCAUGUAAGUGUAGCUUCCCGCCGUGUCGUCCACCAAGUGAAUUUGCCUUCUUCCAGUUUAGUCGGCGAUUCAACUCCGAAAGUCCGUGGUGUUUUGACGAAGUACCCGGUCGAAGCGAGCUCUGUUUGGGCGGUGGAGAUGGCGACGCCUCCCGAAGAUCAGGAGCUGAGGAAUGUGAUUGACAAGCUGGCCCAGUUUGUGGCCCGAAAUGGCCCCGAGUUCGAGAAGAUGACGAUGGAGAAGCAGAAGGAGAACCCCAAGUUUUCCUUCCUGUUUGGGGGUGACUUCUUUGGAUACUACAAGUACAAGCUGGCCGUGGAACAGCAGCAGCUGCUUUGUAAACAGCCCGGGCAAGAUGGCCCAGAUGCCCCUCCCCCAAUGAACACACUGCCUCCGCCCCCUGUCCCAGCCCCGCCCAUGGCCACACCCUCUGUGGACGAGCUCAUCCAGCAGAGCCAGUGGAACCUGCAGCAUCAGGAGCAGCACCUGCAGAACCUCAGACAGGAGCAGGUGACGGCUGCCGUCGCCCUGGCCCUAGAGCAACAGACCCAGAAGCUGCAGCACGAGACGCAACUGGACGUAUCCGAGUUUGACGGCCUGCUGCAGCCAAUCAUCGACACCUGCACCAAGGACGCUAUCUCGGCUGGCAAGAACUGGAUGUUCAGCAAUGCCAAGUCCCCACAGCACUGCGAGCUGAUGGCCGGGCACCUGCGCAACCGUGUGACUGCCAGCGGUGCCCCCUUCCAGCUGCGCCUGCAUCUGAUUUACCUCAUCAACGACGUUCUGCAUCACUGUCAGAGGAAGCAACAGAGAGACCUGCUGGCGGCUCUGCAGAAGGUGGUCGUGCCCAUCUACUGCACCAGCUUCCUCGCUGUGGAGGAGGACAAGCAGCAGAAGAUCGCUCGGUUGCUGCAGCUUUGGGAGAAGAACGGCUACUUUGAUGAGACAACCAUCCAGCAGUUGCAGAGCCCUGCCUUGGGGCUGGGCCAGUAUCAGGCCUCAUUAAUCACAGAGUACGCGGCCGUGGUUCAGCCCGUGCAGACGGCUUUCCAGCAGCAGAUCCAGGCCCUGCAGGCGCAGCACCAGGAGCUGGUGACCAGCCUGAGGCAGUCGCCGGCCCCAGCACAGACGCAGCCGCAGCCGCAGCCCAGCCCAGUCCCGGCGCCCGUGGUGCAGGCCCCCGCGGGGGAGAGGGAAGCCCCAGCCCCCACUACGCAGCACGGAGAGGUGAAAGGUGACUACGAGGUUAGCCGGAACCCUCUGCCUGCGACGGCCCCACCCCGUGAACCCGGAGACCCCAUCCCUGCCCCCAAACCCGGCUGGUUCGACCCUCAGCGCAACUUGUCCGCCUGGCCCCAGCAGCAGCCGCCCCCCUUUGACCCCACACAGCCCCCACCUCCGUGCCCCCCCUGGGCUGGCCACGAGGCGCCGUGGAGUGAGCAGCGGAACCCCAACUGGGGUGGCCAACGUGAGAACGCCCCCUGGAGCGAGCAGCGGGAAAACGCCCCCUGGGCCGGGCAGCCGGAGCCGCCGCCACCCCCGCCCACGUGGAGCGGGCAGCGGGAGGCGCCGUGGAGCGGGCAGCCCGAGCGUCCGCCGUGGGGCCAGAGGGAACCCCCCUUCCGGAUGCAGCGGCCUCCGCCUUUCCGAGGCCCGCCCCCACCCUUCAACCAGCCCCCGCCUCCCCACGACUUUGGCCGCUUCCCGCCCCGCUUUAUGCAGGACGACUUGCCCCCCCGACACCACUUUGAGCCUCCGCCCUACCCGCCCCCUGGCUUCGAGUACCAGCAGGGCGACUUCCCCUCAGGUGAUCCUGCGCUCCUGUCUCUCAGCCCCCUGCCCCCCCCAGUCCCGGUUGUCUCUUACCCACUGACAGGAGUGUGUGUCUGUCCUCCAGACAUAGGCCCUCCUCCCCACCCCCCUCCCAGCCACAGGAUCCCACCCCCUGGCAUGACAGAGCCCCCUCCCUGGGGGGGGAGCCAGCACCCGGAGUUCGGACCCCCACCACCGCGCGGCUUUAACGGCCAGGCCCCCCACAGUCGGCGUCAGGCCCCCGCCCACGUCAGCCAGGAUGACCCCAGCCUGGUGCCCAACGUGCCCUACUUUGACCUGCCGGCUGGGCUCAUGGCUCCACUGAUCAAGUUGGAGGACCAUGACUACAAGCCUCUGGACCCCAAGGACAUCCGACUGCCGCCCCCCAUGCCCCCCAGCGAUAGGCUGUUGGCAGCUGUGGAGGCCUUUUACAGCCCCCCCUCGCACGAGCGGCCCAGAAACAGCGAGGGCUGGGAGCAGAACGGGCUCUACGAGUUCUUCCGGGCCAAGAUGCGAGCGAGGAGGAAGCGGGCUCAGGAGGACCGUAGCAGUGCACGCGGCAGCCGCUCCCGCAGCCGGGGAAGGUCGUCCUCGCGUUCCUCGUCCAGGUCUAAGUCCCGUUCCCGGUCCCGCUCACGCUCCUACUCACGGUCCCGCUCACGGUCUCGGUCCAGGAGCGGCUCCCGCUCAUCCCGCUCCAGGUCCCGCUCCCGAUCCCGCUCUCGCUCCCGCUCCAGAUCCGGCUCUCCCAGUAGGAGGCGCCGGGCCAGGUCCCGCACUGCCUCCCCUCCGUCCACAUCUGGAUUGGGCUCUACUUCAGAGCAGAGGCUGGGAGAGGAGAACAAGGGUCACCGGAUGCUGAGGAAGAUGGGGUGGAGCGGCUCGGGGGGGCUCGGGGUCAAGGAGCAGGGCAUUCGAGACCCCGUGAAGGAGGGUGACGUUCGGGACAAGUGGGACCAGUACAAGGGAGUGGGUGUAUCGCUGGAUGACCCCUAUGAGAACUACCGGCGCAACAAGAGUCACACCUUCAUCGCACGCAUGAUGGCCAGGGAGGACGUGAAUCGGGAUCCCCAGCAGUCCUCAGCCCCCCAGUGAUGGCGAUGGAGCCUCCUGCAGGCCUGACUGACCUUCUCAGCAUCUGGCAGGCUCCCCAGUCCUGGUCAUCUUCAGUCUGUACAGUUAGAUCAGUGUUUCCCAAUCCCGUCCUCUGGGACCCGCAGACAGUCCACGGUUUUGGAGCAUAUGGACUGUUUGCAGGUUGGCGAGGAAGCACUAAGUAGAUAGUUUGUAAUAGUCUUUUUAAAAUGACCGAAUGGUGUAAAUGCCCCCCCCCCCCCGCUCAAGGAUCAGUAGCCAUGCUGACGUGGUGCUGAGUGGUAAACAGUCAGACCCAAGGGCAGAUACAAGGCAGCUUUGUUGUCCUGCUCAUUUGUGCAGCGAGUCUGUCUCCUCACUCAGCGUUUCUCUCGCUGGUCGCUGUUGCUGGAAGCUUAAUGUCCCUGUUUUUUUAUGUAAAGAAUUCAGCUUUGAUGUGCUAUGAGAUAUCAGUGCAGUAAUGAGCCCCAGUGACUUUACAUUUUUUGUCCCAUAUCCUGUUUAGAGCAGUUAGGCCUUUUGUUUGCACCGAGAUAACUCCAUGUACGCAGCGAUGUACUUGAAUAAAUAUGAUUCUCGAUCUCA